This is a messenger RNA of Blastomyces gilchristii SLH14081, 393 nucleotides long. RefSeq lists its product as uncharacterized. The transcript is spliced from 3 exons. NCBI's taxonomy places the organism in Eukaryota, Fungi, Ascomycota, Eurotiomycetes, Onygenales, Ajellomycetaceae. Bases 1 to 393 code for a protein of 130 amino acids. The record is from RefSeq and is a predicted model, not a curated record.
AUGAAAAGGGAAGUAAGUCCCUGGAGAGAAGAAGAUCUCCCAAGACAGGCAGAAAACUCCUUCACGGCUUUGGACGUGAGGGUGACGAGGAGGAGAUUGACGAUGGAGGAGGUUGAGAUGGAGAAGGUUUUGAUGUCGGUGAGGGACAGGAUGAGUUGGCGUGAGGUUGGAGGAAGUCAGCCACCAGCGCUUGGCAGUGUGGCACUGUGGGCAGCGUGGGACCAAAAUGAGGCAACCGCCAGUCUUGACACAAGGCGCGGAUUCUCCCCGUACGGUAAUAUCACGCCUGCUCUGGUCGGUCGGUCGGUUACUGGUCAAUCCGUCGAUGCCCAACAGCUCGCUUGGGCCAGGGCUGCAGCCGGCCGUGGCCGCGACGCCCAAAUGGCAAAAUGA